This is a messenger RNA of Clonostachys byssicola, 900 nucleotides long. The record is from the annotation of a GenBank genome assembly. Lineage: Eukaryota; Fungi; Ascomycota; Sordariomycetes; Hypocreales; Bionectriaceae.
AUGCGUUCUAAUUUUGCUCUCCUUUCACUGAGCAUUCUGAUAAGCUCAGCGGCAGAUUAUGCUCAGGCCGCCAAAACCUGCCAGCCGUGCCAUGGACCCUGCGCGGCCGCUGUACGCCCAGGCUCCUCAUUCAACCAGAACCAUGACACGGCAGCCGACUGCGCUGCGUUUCUAAGCGGAAGCGGGAGUAUUCCUGAUUCUGGAUUUACUACUACACCUGAAUCUACCUCUACACCGGAGCCUACUUCCACGCUUGGAUCUACUUCUACGCUUGGAUCUACUUCUACGCUUGAAUCUACUUCCACACCCGAAUCUACUUCCACACCCGAGUCUACUUCUAAGCCUGAGUCUACUUCUACGCCUGAGUCUACAACCAUAGCUCAAUCUACCACCGCGCCUGACUCAACGUCAACAUUGGCAAAUAUACCAACUGCUUACCCCCGUAUUAUCGCGACCGAUGUCAUCGGCGGUGCGUCUCACGAACUUAAGCUCGUCAAGCAAACGUCUACCUUUUACCUGACUUACGCUACCACCGCCACACAAUACGCUCCUGCCGACGGCGUGCCUUACUUCCUGGACCCUGUCACGGGCCGUUUGUCCAUUACACUCUCGCCUGGCUUAAGCGGCGAUGUUCAAACGUACUUUUUCGCCUAUAAUACUCCUCUACCCACUGGCAGCGGUUAUAUCGGCCAGUGGAUGCUCGCAUCAGACAUUGCUGCCACUCCCGCCAGGCGCUACGUGCGUUGUACGCGUAACACGAGUGGCGAGUUGGCCUGUCUCUCUGAAGCUGAUUCAGCCCUCUUGUUCCUCCACACUGCUACUGCAUUCAAUAUUUACAUAGGAAGUCCUCCGGCCGCAGGAAACUCUGUUGCUGUAACUCUAUCAUUGCCUCUUGCCUGA